AUGAAGCGCACUUCGCCCGCCCUAUCAAUCCAGGCUGUCUCGACCCUCGCCUCCGCGCGGUCACCAUCGUCCGUGCCCGCCGUCCAGCACCCUCGCGAUCCCCUCCCACCCCGUACCUGCCGCCCGUCGCAUCUCGUCCGACAUCCCAUCCGCUCUAGGUCCCACGCUACUUCAGACGAGCGCGCCCCGACGGGAUCGCCCGCGAUCUCAGCCGCAGGACUCGCCGCUCUCAGCUCUCGUCACAGGCCCCCACGCUCUCACCCGGUCUGCCUCGUUCACUCCCUCUUUCGUCACUACCCCGUCUCUCCCCCACCAUCAUCCUCCUCUCUCGUCCGAAGGCCUCUCCGCUUUCCCGCUCGCUCGGACCACUCUUUCCGUCAACAGUCCGCCGCUCCCUCCCUCAUUGCUCCCUCCCGAUCUCCCCCAGCGUCUCCCUCGGACUACCUACCGCGCGCGCACCACGACCGCUUCACUCGCUCACCGUCGCGGCGCCUUCUCCGCCUGCCCUUUCCUUCGCAUCGUCCCGCCUAUACAAGCCGCAGUCCUCCUCCGUCUCAUUCUUCGCAGCGCCCCUCUAUAAGCUACCCGCCUUCGGCAUCCCACCCCCCUAGUCUCGCCGCAAAUCCGCGCACUCCACAUGCCACUUCGUGCUCGCGCUCCAAAGUAUCUCAAGUCCACGCCUCCCUGUUCCGCUGCUCGCGACCUCCCCCCGCCCGAUUCGUACCAGUCACCUCCCUCCGUCCUCGCCCCCCUAAGUUCCCCUACGAACUCUUCCUUUCUCAAUCUCCCCCUACCGCUAGCUCACCUCCAAUCCUCUCGCCUCCCCGCCCGUCGGGUCCGCCCCCACCCGCAUCCCAUCACUAUCAGCCCACCACGCCCCGUGCUCACGCGCUGGCCUCCGUGCGCCUCAUCCUCUCUCAUUCCACAUUCACUCUCGUCCAUCAGCCGGAAACGACGUCUUCUCGCGCCGGAUCAGACACCGCUGCCAAAACCCCCGAAACAAACCAUCCUCCCUCCCCUUUCGCGCCAACCAGCUUAAGGCCGCCGUGGUCUCCCUUAGACCCCUCUCGAUCCCGCCCCUAUCGACCCGACAACCACCCAGCCCAUAACUUCGCCCCGUUGCUCCGAUGCUCCCCACCCGCCACUCCGGUCAGCUCCAUCACAGUAGCGCCACCGCCACCGGUUCCCUCGUUCCUUCAGUCUGCGACUCUCACGCAUCAGCCCUCACGCCCCGCCUCGCCAGUCCCCCUCUCUCUCACCACGUCCUCUCCAUCGACAACCCGAUAUUUCCCAGGCUUCGCACAGCCUCUCUCGCCCCUCGUCCUGCCUUCUUCUCAUAGAUCCAUCUUCACCUCACUCCUCUCCCAAAAUCGUUCUCUCUCAGCCAAGAUCUUCUCCUCGUGCUCAGUCGGCUCCCAAAAUCCAAGUCGCUCGCGGUCCAGAUGCGCCGAGCGCUUUGCUCGCUCUCAGCACGGUCGCAUCGCGCCAAUCACCUCCCUGCCCCCCGUGUCACCAGGGCGCUCGCGCUCCCCACCCCUCGACUCUGCCCCAUCGUUUGUCGAACCUGGAGACACCAUUAUGGAUAAUGUAGCGAACAGCCGGGUUGUCAUCCCCUGCCCUGCACAAGGUUUGCCUCCCCCCAGGAUCCGCUGGUUCAAGAACGGACUGGAGAUCCUCCCUGAACUCUCUGAGUUUUCUGUGGCAAGGGACGGCUCUCUGAUAAUUAGCACAUCGUCUGCCAGCCACAGCGGGGACUUCAAAUGUGUUGCAACAAAUGAAGCAGGCUCUGUGGAGAGAAAGACCAGACUGAAAGUGAAUGUUCCCCCAGAAAUUCCAGAUGAUGGGCAGGCACUGAACCUCACCGUCACCCUGAGACAGCCCCUGACUUUAGGUUGUGAUGCGUUUGGCAUCCCCUCUCCAGUGAUUACAUGGUCCAAAGAUGGUCGCCCUAUGGACAGUCCUGGAGUGUUCAUACAAAAUGGAAACAGACUCCUACGAAUCUUCAGAGUUCAACCUGAACAUGCCGGGCGUUUCCAGUGUUCAGCUAAGAACUCUGCUGGAGAAGCUCAGAGAGAGUAUAAUAUAGUGGUUCAAGCGCCCCCAGAGAUCUCCGGAACGUCCAAGCUGCAGGAGCUGUCCGUUGUCCUGGGACAGGAGGUGGAGUUUCAGUGCAGAGUCAGCGGCCGACCGGCUCCUAAAGUUGAAUGGAGUCGUGAUGGAGAAGUGCUAUCCCCUGAUGGUGAUCCUCAUGUGGAGUUUCUGGAGAAUGGUCAGGUUCUAAAGGUCAAGUCUGUCCGUCUGAGGGACCAGGGGCUGUACCAAUGUUUGGCCAGAAACAACGCAGGGACACAGAUGCGUCAGUUCAGACUAACAGUCCAUGCCCCUCCGGCCUUUAAAGGGCCCAGUGAGAGCACAGACGUGUCCGUGGUGCUUGGUUUCUCCACAGUCCUACCCUGUGAUGUGGAGGGCUCUCCUCCGCCCACCAUCACCUGGCUCAAGGACAACCAGCCCAUUGUGUCCAGUCCUCAGCUCACAUACACUCGAGGAGGCCAGGCCCUGAGGCUGGGGUCAGCCACGGGAGAGAGCACUGGUCUAUACACCUGCAGAGCGUCCAACACAGCAGGGACAGCCACCAAACACUACUCCCUCAGUGUUCUGGUUCCACCACAGAUUGAAGGAUCCUCUUCCUUAUUUGGAGUCCAGGCAGAAAAAGUCAGAAUCAACGAGAGCUUAACGUUGUCUUGUUUGGCCAAAGGUUUCCCUGAUCCCAAGGUCCAGUGGUUCAAAGAUGGACAGUUGCUUUCAGGAAACAAUCAUGCUGGGAUUCAAGAGAAAGGCUAUGUCCUCCAUAUAGUGAAAGCUGUACUCUCUCAUGAGGGGCAAUACACGUGUGUAGUGACAAACUCAGCAGGAGAAGACAAGAGAGACUUCCAUGUCAUAAUUCAAGUCCCUCCAAUCUUCCAGCGAGUCAACAAUAGAGAGGCCUGGGGUUUCGGACAUGACGAGGAUGAAGUCAGCGACGAAAUGGUGGAAAAACGAGAGGUGGUGCUCGGUCAUACCAUUAGCCUGUCAUGUGAAAGUAACGCCAUACCCCCACCCAAACUCAGCUGGUAUAAAGACGGACAAAAACUCUCCUCUGCCGACGGAGUCCUGUUACUCCCAGGAGGACAAAUGCUACAAAUUGGGCGUGUGCAAAAGGAAGACGUUGGAAAGUACACUUGUGAAGCGGUGAACGAAGCAGGCAGAGAUCAGAUGCAUUUUGAACUUGAAGUCCUUGUGCCUCCAGUGAUCACCGCCACAGAAGAGUUUUUGGAGGAAGUAGGAGCAGUGGUCAACAGCACAGUCAUCCUCCACUGUGACGUAAGCGGACACCCCACUCCCUCUGUCACCUGGUUAAGAGAUGGGAACAUAGUGCACAGUGACCUGCAGCACCAUAUAAGUCAAGAUGGGACUCAACUCAAGCUCCUACAGGUUCAGGCUUCAGACAUGGCUGGAUAUUUGUGUGUAGCAGAAAAUAAGGUUGGAACUGUGGAGAAGCUUUUCAGUCUGACAGUUCAAGUUCCUCCCAGAAUCAUGGGUCCAACAGAAGAGGAUGUAAAUGUCAUUAAGGGCCAUAUGGUGUCAUUACUGUGUGAUGUUCAAGCUUACCCCACAGCAGAAAUUACCUGGACCCGAGACGGACAGGUCCUGAACUAUGGUAAUGGAUUUACCAUUCUCCCAGGUGGACAGAUGCUGCAGUUGUCUCAGGCCAAAGAAGAAGAUGCUGGACAGUAUGUGUGCACAGCCACUAACGCAGCAGGACAAGACCAGAAGAGUAUCCUGCUCAGUGUUUAUGUCCUACCCACUCUAAAGCCCCGCCCUGGUGGAGACUCUGUGACUCUCCAGGUUGACUCCUCUGUCACGCUACAGUGUGAGGCCCAUGGUGUACCCAGGCCUGAGAUUACAUGGUACAAAAAUGGGCUCCAGUUGGCACCUGGAAAUGGAUUAACAAUAAAAGAUCACCAACUGGAAAUCACAGAAGUCCAGGUAGCUGACAGUGGCACUUACACUUGCAAAGUUUCCAACGUGGCUGGACAGGUGGACAGGACUUUCAGAGUUGCUGUUCAUGUUCCUCCAGUCCUGGAUGGGCCUCUCUGGGAGUCCGUUAACUACACUCUGGGCUCUCAUAUUGCUCUCCUAUGUGAGGCUUCAGGAGACCCUGUGCCAAGCAUUUCAUGGCUCAAAGACGGAACUCCAAUUGAGAGCAGUUUGCAAUGGCAGUGGUCCAUUCGGGGGAACCGACUGGAGUUGGGACCACUCACUCUGUCGCAUGCAGGAACAUACACCUGUGUGGCCAAGAACAGUGAGGGACAGACUCAGAGAGACUUCAAACUCACAGUGCUUGUGUCUCCCACUAUUAUUGAUUCUCAGCACCCCUCUGAUGUGAGCGCACCUCUGGGACAGGAGCUCACUCUUGAAUGCAAAGCUAAUGGAAUCCCUCCUCCUCAAAUUAGCUGGCUCAAAGAUGGAGUGACAAUAGCAGGCUCAGACACACGUCAUAUACGUAUGAGCUUUGAUGGCAGCACAUUGACUUUGCUGAGGCUAAGUGCAGAAGACUCUGGGACAUACACCUGUGUGGCUGCUAGCCCAUCUGGUCGGGACAGCAAAAUCUACACUUUAUUUGUUCUAGUCCCACCAUCUAUUUCUGGUGAAACCACUGUGCCCAGAGAGGUACAAGCCACUCAGGACACUUCUGUGAGCCUGGAGUGCAGAGCAGAUGGAAACCCUCCUCCUCGAAUCAGUUGGCUCAAGAAUGGACGCCCUCUUCUUCUCUCUCCUCGCUCUCGUCUCCUCUCGGGUGAUUCAGUCCUCAGGAUUUCCCCAGUGCAUCUCUCUGAUUCAGGAGUGUAUACAUGCAUAGCCCGCAGUCGUGCAGGGCUGGCUGAGCUCAGCUAUGAUGUGCAAGUUCAAGUGCCCCCUGGUGUUGAGCAUGUGGAACCAGUGGAGCCUGUCACGGUUGUCCAAGGGUCUUUAGUGACAUUAACCUGUGAGGCUCGUGGGGUACCUCCUCCAACUCUCACCUGGUUUAAGGAUGGACAGCCUCUUUCCCUUCACCGGAACCUUCUGCUGGAUGGACAGGAGACCCGACUGCAGCUGCCUGACGUGGCUCCUUCAGAUGCAGGCCUUUACACUUGUGUGGCCAGUAACCAGGCGGGGAGCAGUACCAAGGGCUUUAAUCUCACCGUGCUUGAACCCCCUCAGAUCUCCAGCUCGAGCCCAGAGGAGCUGAUGUUGGCAGUGAACAGUGUCCUGGAGCUGGAAUGCUCCGCGGUGGGAAACCCACCCCCCACACUCAGCUGGCUUAAAGACGGAAACCCCCUGCAGAGAACUGACAUUAUUCAGGAGAAUGGACGCUUCAUCAGGAUAAGCAAAGUACAGCCUGAAGAUUCUGGCCUGUACACAUGUCUAGCAAGCAGCCUUGCAGGACAAGAUGGUAAAAACCACUGGGUUCGCAUCCAAGUCCCUCCAACGCUUGUUGGCUCUGGAGACAUAAGAACAAGAACUGUCCCAGUGAAAGGGCAUCUGACACUGGAGUGUUUGGUUGACAGCAACCCCCCUCCUAAAAUUGAGUGGUACAAGGAUGAUACCAAAAUGCAGUUAGGAGGACGAAUCCAAGGGCUGGCGGGAGGACAGUAUCUGGAGAUCCAGGAAGUCCAACUUGAAGACAGUGGCCACUACAGCUGUGUAGUGACCAACAUGGCAGGAAGCACCAGUUUAUUUUUUACUGUUGAGAUUUUAUUACCUCCGGUAAUAAAGGAGGGCGUCUCAGUAGUGACUGCACAUGUAGAUCAAGACGCCCUUCUAACAUGUGAAGUCCAAGGAGAUUCUACUCCCACUGUCAUGUGGAGAAAAGAUGGCUUUCCUCUCCCUCAGAACAACGCAAAGUUUACUCAGUCGCAAGGAUCCCUGCAUGUCCAUAAAGUCCAGAUAAGUGACUCUGGACGGUACUUCUGCACUGUAUCUAACCAGGCGGGAUCUGACCACAGAGGAAUAGAUUUAAAAGUUUUUGUUGGUCCAUCAAUCAGCCCUGGACCUUUUAAUGUAACGGCCACCACAGGAGUCAGAGCUGUGCUGAGCUGUGAGACCACUGGUAUACCACCCCCUAAGGUCACCUGGAAGAGAAAUGGUGCCCCACUGGAUGUCAGCCAGCAUCCUGACCAAUACCGGCUGCUCACUUCUGGUUCUUUGGUUAUCUUGUCUCCAACAAAUGGAGAUGAGGGAUACUUUGAAUGCACUGCUGUCAAUGAAGCAGGCGAGGAGAGACGAGUUAUUGAGGUCCUUCUUCAAGUCCCUCCAUCCAUUGAAGACGACACCACUGCGGUCACAGCAGUAAAACUAUCUCCUGUGGUGCUGCCUUGUAACGUACAAGGAAAGCCACUGCCCACAGUCACCUGGACUAAAGGUGGAUCCAAGCUAAGCACCAGAGGAGGGAGUCAUCGAAUUCUACCAACAGGCGUACUCGAGAUAAUGUCUGCUACACCAAGUCAUGCUGGCAGAUACACUUGCUCGGCUCGAAAUCCAGCUGGAGUGGCACACAAGCACAUGUCUCUCAUUGUCCAUGAACCCCCAGAAAUCAAGCCAAUGGCCGAAGAAGUGCAAGUGGUUCUGAAUCACGGGACAGUUCUGCCAUGUGAGGCUCAUGGCUUCCCCAGACCGACUAUCACAUGGCAAAGAGAGGGUGUACCCAUCUCAGCAGGUCAUAGGCUGGCAGUACUUUCCAAUGGAGCUCUGAAGUUCUCCCGUGUCACACUUGGUGAUGCAGGGACCUACCAGUGCCUGGCUAAGAAUGAAGCUGGUCUUGCUGUGGGCCGAACCAAACUAGUCCUUCAAGUUCCUCCGGUGCUAAGUGUGCCCCGUGUGGAGUACAGCGUGGUGCUAGGCCAGCCAAUUAGUCUGGAGUGUGUAGCUGACGGCCAACCUCAGCCAGAAGUCUCAUGGCAGAAAGAGAGGAGGCCUGUGGUGGAUGGGGCUCAUGUUCGUAUCUUUGCAAAUGGAACAUUAUCUAUUCCUUCGAGUCAGCGCAGUGAUGCUGGCCUCUACACCUGCACUGCCAAAAAUGUAGCCGGCAGAGCUAGCCAUGACAUUAGGCUGAUUAUUCAAGUGCCCCCAGUUAUUGCUCCUGCUCAAACAGAACUAACGGUUAUUCAAGAAUUUCAGGCGCUGCUGCCCUGUGCUGCCCAAGGUUCACCUGAGCCCAGAGUCUCAUGGGAAAAGGGCGGGACCAUUGUCCCCAUUCGUCCUGGAAAAUUCACUGUCCUUCGCUCUGGAGAGCUGAUUAUUGAGAGGGCAGAGCUCAGGGACGCUGGUGUGUUUACAUGUGUGGCUACUAAUGUGGCAGGUUCAGUGAGACAGGACAUUCGUUUGUCCAUCAAUAUGAGGCCGUCUUUUAAAGAGCUCCCAGGAGACAUGAGCCUGAACAAGGGCCAAAACCUGACUCUGUCUUGCCACGCUCAGGGCACCCCUGAACCUGUCAUCUCCUGGACUGUCAACAACAACCCCAUCACAGGUAGCGUAGACGAAGCAGGCAGGAGUUUGCUGUUUAUCAAAAAUGUGACAAUGAAAAAUGCUGGGACCUAUGUGUGCGUCGCAGAGAACACUGUGGGCUCCAUUCGAGCUCUCUCGUUUGUCCGCAUCAGGGAACCUCCAGUGCUUAAGGGUGAAGCACAAAUGACACAGACCGUGGUCCAGGGUAGCUCUGCUCUGCUGGACUGUCCUGUUCACGGAGACCCCAGCCCCGUCCUGCGGUGGAUGAGGGGCGCAUGGCCACUGCUUCGCUCCUUACGCAUGCAGACACUUCUCAAUGGAUCCUUGGUCAUUUACAGUGUCACUGCUGCAGAUGAAGGGGAGUACCAGUGUGUGGCUGAGAGUGAAGCUGGAACUGCUGAAAGAACUAUUUCUCUUAAAGUUCAGAUAAACGGAGGCUUCUCUAACUGGGAGGAGUGGGGUCCAUGCAGCAGCACAUGUGGACAAGGAUUUCAAGAACGAGUAAGACGAUGUAACAACCCAGAGCCUGUGAACGGAGGCCGGUCCUGCACUGGUUCCAGUAUCGACUCAAGGAAAUGCCAAGUUGGUCUGUGUCCAGGUGAGAGCCCUCGCAGGACCAGAGGGAGCCUGAUAGGGAUGGUAAAUGAGAGGGAGUUUGGUGUGUCCUUCCUGGAGGCAAACAUCACAGACCACGAGGAGGAUGAGAGCAGCAGAAUACAGGCUCGACUGGACAACAUCCCUCCUAAUAUCGGUCCGUUGCUGCGAGUGCUCGUUUCAGUGUUUGCUCCAAUCUACUGGUCCACAGUGUUAGAAAAUGCAGGAACGCAGAAUGGCUUCUCUUUCACUCAAGGACAAUUUAGACAGGAGUCUCAGCUGGAAUUUGACACCGGAGAGAUUCUCCGUUUGACCCAUGUUGCCAGAGGGAUUGAUCCUGAAGGCAUUUUAUUAAUUGACAUAGUAAUUAAUGGACACAUCCCUCCUUUGCUUUCAUCGCAUGUGAAUCUGCAGGAGUUUGAUGAGUCCUACGUGCAGACAGGCCAAGGGCAGCUGUAUUCAUGGUCGUCCCAAACUCACCAAAGGGGGGGAAAUCCCUUGGUCCUGCGCUGUAACCAUACAAUUAUUUAUGAAGGCCCCGAGGAGCGUCGAGGCCCUCUCCUCCAGCUGCUGAAAGUUUCUGAGCUCAAUAGUGUCUACAAUACCUUCACACUAACACUGGACUUUAGUAUGAAUGCCAAUCUCCUCAUACCAGAAGGAAACAUAGAAAGCUGUCCCAAAGGAUUUGUUGUUGACCAGGCGUCCUUCUGUGCUGAUGAAGAUGAAUGUGCCCUGCAGUCUCCGUGCUCACAUUCAUGUAACAAUAUCAUGGGAGGCUUCACCUGUGCAUGUCCCUCAGGAUUCACCAUCUCUACAGAGUCCAACACAUGUCAAGACAUUGAUGAGUGCGCUCAGGGCUCCCACAUGUGCCAUUUCAACCAGCAGUGCAUUAACACAGUGGGCACUUAUCGUUGCCAAGCUAAAUGUGGACCAGGAUUCAAGCCCAGCCUCACAGGGGCAAGCUGCGAAGAUGUCGACGAGUGCCUGGAGUCCGCCCUCUCUCCAUGCCAGCACCAGUGUGUGAAUACUCUCGGAUCAUAUCGCUGUGUUUGCCAUCCUGGGUAUCAGCAGUCAGGCCAUCGCUGCUUGGAUAUAAAUGAAUGCAUGAUGAACGUAUGCCCGGCUCACCAGCAGUGCCGAAACACAGAGGGCGGCUACCAGUGCUUUGACAGUUGUCCGUCUGGGAUGACCACAGGAGAGACUGGGGCCUGUGUAGAUAUUGACGAGUGUCAGGAUGGAAGCCACAUGUGUCGGUACACUCAGAUCUGUCAGAACACGAUCGGGGGAUACGGCUGUGUGUGUCCUCGAGGUUACAGGUCCCAGGGAGUGGGCCUGCCCUGUCUCGACAUUGAUGAAUGCAUUCAGACUCCAAACCCGUGUGCCUAUCGGUGCCGCAAUGUCCCUGGCAGCUUCCGGUGCUUAUGCCCACCUGGGACUGUCCUGCUGGGGGAUGGACGCUCCUGUGCAGGACUAGAGCGGGGACUCGCCUUCACCAAUGGAACCAGGGUGAGGGCCAGACUGAGACCGCAGCUGGUGUCCUCUGUGGGUCGCCCCAUUCUGUCCCGGUCAACAGGGGUGUCCCGCAUCACCAGGCAGAGCUGCCCGGCGGGACACACCUACAGAGACGGCACCUGUGUUGAUGUCGAUGAAUGUCUGAGAAAGCCGUGUCAGCACGACUGUCGUAACACCAUGGGCAGCUUCCAGUGUCUCUGUCCAGCGGGUUAUAAGCUCUUACCUAAUGGCAGAACUUGUAAAGACAUUGACGAGUGUUUGGAGCAGGGAAUUCAGUGUGAUCUCAAUCAGAUGUGCUUUAAUACCCGAGGAGGAUACCAGUGCUUGGACACACCCUGCCCAGCAGCCUACCGCAGAGGAGGGACCCCAGGGACGUGCUACAGGCCCUGCUCUCAGGACUGCUCCACAGAAGGCUCCCCUCAGCGCCUGCAGUACAAGCUCCUCACUCUUCCCUCCGGAAUACCGUCCAAUCACAACGUGGUGCGGUUAUCAGCCUUCUCCGAGGCCGGCAUCCUCCAGGACCGCACCUCCUUCACCAUCCUGGAGCAGGACACUGAGAGCGGCCACGUCAGCAGCAGGGUUUUUGGCAUCAGGGACGAAUCAGGAAGAGGAAUUAUUUUCACGCUGCGCUCUCUAGACAGGCCUGCAUUAGUGAGGCUCAAAGUUCAAGCCACAACCAUCUCACCGCAGGGACGCAUCAGCUACCAGAGCAUCUUCAUUAUCUACAUUUCCAUUUCUACGUACCCGUACUAA
Messenger RNA from Knipowitschia caucasica, 10383 nucleotides. Lineage: Eukaryota; Metazoa; Chordata; Actinopteri; Gobiiformes; Gobiidae. The record is from the annotation of a GenBank genome assembly.